AGCCGAUUCGACGGAGCACCAUCCGUUGCAUCGAAUGCGUCGAAUUUUAUCUCACGUUCAAAUGCGACACUCAACUACGUCCUGGGGCUGCGGCACGUGGCUUUAUGGGUCGGCCAGUCCUUCUUUUGGCACGCUUGCGAGCAAUACGCCUUUGCAUUGCACCUCGCGCAUUUCUUCCACUUGCCUUCGACGCCGCAACUGCCACACACCGUCAGCGUGGAUGCAGUCGGUGGCGAUAGCGUUGCAAAGGAUGCCACCGCCGCUUGGUCCGCCAAAUUGAGUUCCCAAAUGUCCCCGUACACAAUGUCGUUGCGCAUGGUCUCGUACCCGCCGUACAAUAUGGCGCGCUUCCGCUGUGGGUCCAGCGUCAACGUGCACGCAGCGCGGGAGCUCGGCCACGGCAUCGCCAUCGAUGAUGCGUUGAACUUGGCCCACGACACACUGUUGUCGGCGUAGUGGGUCAGGCGGUAGCCGUCGCCAUAGUACUUGGACCCGACUGGCAACUCGGCGUAGCCUCCAAACUGGUACAUCGUGUUCUCGAUCACAAUGGCAUGACUUUCGCUGCGAGGGCCGGGGUAGAUGGGUGGGAAGGCGCUGGAGGCAGCAUGCGUCGACGGCCCAAUCGGUGGCGGUGAUCCCAUCCAAGAAUGCGACGCCAAGUCGAACGUGUACAGCUUGUUCUGGUACUCGUAAAAGUCGGCUGUGUCCGCCUUGCCUCCAAACACGUAAAGCUUGGCGUUAUGGAUCCAGGCAGUGUGGAGAGACAGCGACGGCGGCGGGGCGUACUCGGUCAUGCGCUGGGGCAGGACGGACCAUUUUUUCGUCUUGAAGUUGAACACGUCGAUGUGGCUCGAUGUGGUGGACGGCGCCGUGACGCCGCCGUACAAGAUCAUGAGGUGCUUGUGCAGACUGGCCGUAUGUUCAUUCCGGGGGGCCGGUUCGUUCGGCAGCCGCCACCGCUUCCACACGAACGUGUCCAAGUUGAGCUGGUAAAACGCCCCGUGCGAGUCGUGCUGCCCGUCAUCCUUCAGCGGACUCCCGCCAAAGACGUACAUGGACCGGUCGUACACAACGGCGCUGUGGCCGGCAAGGCACGGGGGUACGUCGCCAGUCCCGACAAUGUCUUUCCAGCUCUGAGACUUGAACUCGUACAAGUGGACGUUGGUGUCGUUGUCCUCGUUGCCAAAGAUUGUCGUCGAUCGGCCACCAAACACGACGAGGCUCGUCCCGUCGGGAUGGAGCACCGUCGAGUGAAAAAAACGCGUGAGGUGGGUACCGCUCGUGCCCAUGAUGCGCCACUGCCCAUCCACGGUGCACGCCGCGAGUUUCUUUUGAAUCUUUUGGCCUUCGUCAGCCAAAUACGUCUUGGGCGGGACGUCGCACCACGAUCUCCCUGCUUUAGCACUCCCAUGCUUCUGGGCUUCGAUCGCAAGGACGUGCCAAUCGUCGAACGAGCUGUCGUACAGGUGCAGCGCCGCGUACGCGCGCGCUCGGGCAUGCAAACACCGCGCCACGUACGUGUUGGAGCAUUGGGACACCAUGAAAGGGAUCACGUGGUUACAAUCUUCUACUGUCUUGUCGUACCACUCGAGUUUGAGCGCAGCCUGCGCGCGGUUCGAGUACAAGUUGUCGCCAUUGAGCACCAGUUGCGGAUCCAUUUGGUGGUGCGGGGCUAACGACGCCCGAAAGCGCUGGUACUCGUCCAGGACCAACGUGUAGUGAGCAUAGGCUUCCAGAUACUGCCCUUUUUGAUAAAAUGCAUUGGCAAAGGCUUUCUUCGUCAUAAUGUCACGCAUCCGAGCGAGCGCUGCCACUUCCAUGCUGUCGUUGUCCGAGUGGGGACGGGACACAAUGCCGUCGUCGUCGUCGUGCUCCAUGGACGAGGAAGGCGUCGCCGACCCUGGGGACGCUUCCUUCUUCUUCUUCUUCUUUUUCUU
Molecule: messenger RNA, 1937 nt
Organism: Aphanomyces invadans
Lineage: Eukaryota; Oomycota; Saprolegniomycetes; Saprolegniales; Verrucalvaceae
Exons: 1
Coding region: 648-1676 (342 amino acids)
Source: RefSeq, a predicted model, not a curated record